Messenger RNA from Lobosporangium transversale, 1270 nucleotides. Its product is annotated as WD40-repeat-containing domain protein. The record is from RefSeq and is a predicted model, not a curated record. Gene Ontology annotation, molecular function: protein binding. The annotation marks the transcript as partial. The transcript is spliced from 6 exons. Lineage: Eukaryota; Fungi; Mortierellomycota; Mortierellomycetes; Mortierellales; Mortierellaceae.
GACAAGACUUGUCGCAUUUGGGACCUGAGAACAGACAGGGUCCAUAAAGCCCUGAAAGGGUUCGACUCUACUGUAUCAUCGAUCUCGUUUACCCCUGCAGACGACCACACCGUUUUUGUUGCCUCCAGUAACAAAGUCUACUCUUUCGAUUUAAGAAUGGAGUCACUCCUCCUUGACACUGCUCUCGCCAUCAGAGUUUAUGAAGGAGCAGAGGAUGAAAUCAAUCAGAUCCAAGUAAACCACAGGGCAAGAUAUUUGAUAGCAUGCGAUGAUGCUGGAGAUGUGCGAAUCCUUGAUCUUAAAACACAUGAGUGGAUGCGUCAUACCCGGCGUGUGCAUGAUAAUAUUGCUAUGACAGCUCAGUUUGUUGCAAAUAAGGAUUUACAAGCAUUUUCUGGGGGUAUGGACAAACUGAUAGUCGCUUGGGACUUUUACAAAGGCCGUGCUAUACAAAUUUUUGAUACUGACCCUCAACCAGAUCCAAGCGCGACGCAUACCAAGCAACUCUUUAACCCGCCAUUCGUACACUCCAUCGCAGCACAUCCUUCAGGAACACGUAUAGCCGUUGGCUUAGGAGAUGGAUCUAUCCAAUUCUUGCAUACUCCUACUGACCUCCCAACCUCUAUGGAGACAGAGCCUGAUCCAAAUUCACAGGCUGUUGGAAGCAGUAACAGCAGCAGCAUUGGUACAUCCAAGAAGACCAAGAACAAGAGCAAGAAAGGGACGAGCAGUAGCAGUGGCAGUAAUGGGGAGAAGAAGAUGAAUUGGUUGAUGGGAGGUCGUUUGUCACAUGCCCAUUCAAGUCCUAUCGCUUCCAUAGAGUAUGCUGGAUUCAAUCCAAACUGGUUAGUAACAUCCUCCAACACCGGCUCGAUCGCCAUCUGGGAUGAUCAAGCGUCCAGAUUCAAGACAGUUCAACAGCUAGAGCAACAAAGAAAUAUUCUGCCGAACAAAGAGUCUGCGGCAACGGCUGCAGCAUCUCACAGGGCUCUUCAGCCCUUGCAAGAAUUUUCGACCAGGGAUGUCUUUGAACGAGUAAACUGUAUAUUGACCUAUAAGUCACAACGAGAUGUUGAUGUUGAUGGUGGUGAUGGCGACAUCACCAUCCCACAAAAGAUGUUGUUUGUGGCGGGCACGCAUCCUAGAGUUGGCGACAAGAAAUUGCAGGGCCGUAUCGCAGUCUACCAUCUAUAAGGUUGCAUAUCCGUCCGUCAAAUGGUUUCUUUGCAUGUGCAAAACAAUGAUAUGCAUGAAAUAAAUAAAUUCUGUC